Molecule: messenger RNA, 884 nt
Organism: Aethina tumida (small hive beetle)
Lineage: Eukaryota; Metazoa; Arthropoda; Insecta; Coleoptera; Nitidulidae
Exons: 2
Coding region: 360-791 (143 amino acids)
Source: RefSeq, a predicted model, not a curated record
UCGCUUAACUGGUUAAAAUUACAAUAUAUCUCGUUCGUACUCUAGGCAUGUUAAACAUUUAGUAUAAGUUGCUAAAUAAAACAAAUUGUGACAAAAACUAAGUACACGCUUGUUUGAGAUACCUAAAGAAGUUUUCCGAGUGACUUGUAUAUCAAAUUUUAGGAAAAUAUCUGAUUACAUUCUGGAUGUUGCGUUUUUUUGCAGUUAUAUAGUUAAUCAAUAAUCUACAUUUUUAAAUUUCUAUGGUAAGAAUUUGACAACUUUUUUGAUUUAUGGGCAGACUGUACAUUUACUAUUAUUAAAACAUCAAAUUUUGAAGUUUGAUUGAUUCUCGCCCUGUCAUUAAAAACCAUAUUAAAAUGAACCCGAAGAGGGAGAAGAUGUUUACAUCCGAGUUCAAUACAAAAUUUAUAAAUUUAAUCCAAUCGUCACCUGCAAUUUGGAACCACUUUGAUGACGGAUUCGGUGAUCGGGAAGUCAAAAGAGACAACUGGUACAAGAUCGGAGCGCAAUUGUUCGAAAACUGGGACGAGUUCGAGGAACAUGAAAAAAUUGAUUUAGUGUUUAAAAUGGAGGCGAGAUAUAUGGAAAUGCGGUACAUGUAUAUCCAAGUAUAUAAAGGGGUAAUGGAACCACAAUAUGAAUAUACCCAACAACUGAGUUUUUUGGACGAAGUUUUCGAAAAAAUAUUAUUUGACGAGGUUCUGAAGCAUGUGGAAGGCAUUCGCAGAGAUGAUUGGGUUCCUUUCCUGAAACACGUUCUUAAUUUCUUUAAAGUCACCGAUUCGUAAUCGAUGAUUUAAAGUUUACUAAUUAUUUUUCAGUAUCUUCAUUUUUUGUUUGUUAAAUGAAUAUUUCAGUUAGUUUUAGUUAGUCGUAGUGUG